AUGAUAAAACUCUUAAAUAUAUACAAAUUAAAGAUGCAAUCAGAGAAAUCAAUCUUUUCACCAAGCCAACUCACAGUUAAAGUACACCCAGUUGUCAUUUUCAAUAUAUUGGAUCACUAUAUCAGAAGACACGAUGGUCAAGACAGAGUUAUUGGUACUCUUUUAGGUUAUAAUAACGAUGGUGUUGUAGAAAUCAAAAACAGUUUCCCAGUUGUACAUUCUGAAGGUGAUCAAAUUGCAGUAGAGAUGGAAUUCCACAGAAAAAUGUUAGAUUUACACUUAAAGUCAUCACCACGUGAACCAAUCAUUGGUUGGUACGCAACAGGAUGUGACAUCAAUGAGAACUCUGUGAUUAUCAAUAAUUUCUAUCGUGAAGAGAUGAAUGGAUCACCGAUCCAUUUGACAGUGGACACCGGUCUCACCAACGACACAAUGGGUAUUCACGCCUACCAAGCACACUCGCUCAGCGAGCAUCCAGACAGCUCAUUGGGAAGCUACUUCACUCCAUUGCCAUUGGAGAUUCUCACUUUCGAAGCAGAGAAUGCCGGUCUCGAUGCUUUGACCGCUGCCGACCGUUCGCUGACUGCCACCAUCGUCGACGCCACCGCCACUGCCGACGCCGAACAACAACAGCAACAACAACAAUCGAUCUCGUUGCUCUCGGAGCUCGAAUCACUCCAAGGAUCACUUGGUAAGCUCGACCAGAUGCUCGAUUCCGUAGCACAGUACAUCGCUGCCGUCGAGAAGGGUGAGAUCCAAGGUGAUCCACGUAUCGGUCGUUUCCUCGCCAAGACCAUCCAGGCUUUGCCAAAAUCAAAUACCCACGUAAUGGAAAAAGUUAUCAACAACAGCGUCAAGGAUCUCCUCAUGAUCGUUUAUAUUGCCUCAUUGACUCGUUCACAAUUAGCCGUAGCCGAAAAAGUACGUCAAAGUCUAAACUUUUAA
Molecule: messenger RNA, 945 nt
Organism: Heterostelium album PN500
Lineage: Eukaryota; Evosea; Eumycetozoa; Acytosteliales; Acytosteliaceae
Gene: eIF3s5
Product: eukaryotic translation initiation factor 3 subunit F
Exons: 3
Coding region: 1-945 (314 amino acids)
Biological process (GO): translational initiation
Cellular component (GO): eukaryotic translation initiation factor 3 complex, eIF3m
Molecular function (GO): translation initiation factor binding; metallopeptidase activity; translation initiation factor activity
Source: RefSeq, a predicted model, not a curated record